Messenger RNA from Cuscuta epithymum, 2057 nucleotides. Lineage: Eukaryota; Viridiplantae; Streptophyta; Magnoliopsida; Solanales; Convolvulaceae. The record is from the annotation of a GenBank genome assembly.
CUCAAAUUCUAUCUUCCUUCAUUGCAUCUUUGAGUUCGCCGGAAUCCCGUUGGGAGCGAAGAACGUAACCGUUCUAUCCUGGGAGACGCUUGCUACGUGUGUCGGGCUAAAACGUCUUAGGAGACAACACUUUUGUUGGGCUCGGUUGAUACAAUUUUGCAGAGUACCCGGUGGCCUUGUGAAAAUAUGAAAUAGAAGUUUGAAAUUGGCAAAAUCAAUGUCCAAAAUCAGAAAAGAAGAAGAAGAAGAGGAGGAGGAAGAAGAAAUCUCUGGCGGUGGUGUCCGAUGAAGUCAGCCGGAGCAGCGUGAAUUCGAAAAUGAUGGAUCUGGUGCGUCGGCGACAGUGAAGUCGAUUAGCGGCGGUGGUGAUGGCCCAGUCGAUCGAUAAGAAUCGUGAAGAGGAGAGGGGCAUCGGCGAAGUUUGUUUGUGCGCAUGGGAAUUUAAAAGGAAGGACAAUUUGGUCAAACCAGGUAUAUAUAACUUGGGGAAUCAGUAUGAUGCCAAUGAGGAGAAGCGGCUAGAGUUAAUGUUGUCAACUUGUCAUGUAGAUGAAGAAGACACUGUAUUCAAUGCACCUAAAGUUUGGGGCUUUUUAGAACCUGCACGUGAUAUUGUGUUCCAUACAUGAGGAAGCCUGGAACUAUGUUAGCAAGUAGGAACAACAGCAAAAUACUAUUUUCUACUCUCUCACCAAUCCCUCCCACAGGUAUCUGGAAUUCCUAUAUACUAUUAGUAGCUGAGUGGAUAUACAUUUUGGCAAGAAAGGCCUUGAGAUGAAGUGUUUUCUAUUACAACAGUUAUCAGUGUUCUUUCCUUUCAUGUUGAAUGGAAACCAAGCAAAUCUGAGCUUCUCCCUUUAAGCAUUUAAAUUUCACGCAGUUGCAACUCCGGCGUUAAAUCUUUAGUUUGCUAUAAGAUUUGUAGAAUUUCAUGUGCUGUGUAUCUGGAAAGUGAUGAAGUGCUGACUGAAAAUUGCAUUAGUCACCAUUGUAAAAAGUGUUAUAUACUCCGUAUAUUGAGGUUCAUGGUUAGCCUAGUAGUGGGUAAUCUCCUUGCUUGAGUAUUUGGUCUGGUUUGAUUCCUAUCUAUCAUUGAGGAGAAAUACAUUGUGUGUUGAUCAUGGUUAGCCUAGUAGUGGGUUAAUCCCCUUGCUUGAGUAGUUGGUUUGGUCUGAUCCCUAUCUUUUCAUAGCGCGCGCACACACAUUGUGUGUUAAACACGACUAGAUUUCCUGUCAAUGGCUAUGGUUAUUUAUGUUGAAGCUAUUUUUAUUAUUUUUAUUGUGUUAUUUUGAACAUGCAGGUAUGCAAAAUUUGUGGAGCACGGGUGGGGAUGGAUUUGGUUGGCCAUAUAACUAUGCAACACGGAAGUCUUCUAAGAAAAAGGAGAUGUAAAAGAGGCUCUAAUUCAACAGAUACUAUUCUAAGGAAGGAGCUACAGGAAGGAAACAUGACAUCUUUCCAUAAGGGUUCCUCACGUGUAGUUUCAUCGACUACAGAAGCUGACCCUAUGCUAUCAUCUUUUAUGUACAAUCCACCUGUGGCUGAUGAAACUCCUGAUGCUCAACCAUGUUUUUCCGCCGGGGAGUCCUCAAUGAAGGAGAGCUCACAUGAUGACUUUCUGGAAAGAAAUGGCGUACCAUCUCAUGUUUCUGAGGACCAAGAAGAGAAUGCAGAGAGAUGUGAAUUUGUUCAAUCUCUUAUGUUGUCUACUUUUUUUAAAAGCGUCUAAGCAAAUAUACAGUUGUUAUGCGGUCAAGGAGAGAGCAAUGGUGUGAGGCAGUGAGCUGAGUGAGGGCAUGACCGCAUGAAGCGGAUCACAUAUGUAAAUUGUACCGUAGUAAUAGCCAAUUUAGUCUUUAUAUUUCAUUAAUGUGUGUAUGAAUGAAUGGCUUGAUACACAUGUAUAUGAUGUAUUCAAGUCCUGCAAACUACUGCUAAUAAAAAAAUAAUUGUAUCUAACAAAUAAAAACCAACAACCCAACUUAUUAUAGGGAUAGGUAUGUUAUCUAUACCCUCUGUUCUUUAAUCAGUCUUAUUAUAUAAGUAGUAUAAAA